CCCAAUCUCCCAAGUUUGGGGAAAUUUUGGGGAAACCUCCAAAGUCAAAUUUCGGGGUUUUGGUACCAUUCCCCCAAAGUUUACUAUAGCGGCUCCCCCAAAAUGUGUCAAAUUUUCCCCGAAAUUGGGAGCUCGGGUGUCAAGAUAGCUUCCAAAGGGAACCAAUUGCUUGUAGUUAUCAUUGGAGCUGUAAGAAGUGUGACCCUUCAGCUGAACAGAAGCUUCAGUUCUGUAAUGUUUGUAGAGGUUUUAAGCCUCCACGAGCCCAUCAUUGUCGAGCUUGCAACCGGUGCAUAAUGAAAAUGGACCACCAUUGUCCCUGGAUAAAUACAUGUUGCGGUCAUCUUAACCAUAAAUACUUUUUGAUCUUUUUGUUGUUUGCUCCAUUCGGAUGCAUCACCUCUUGUAUAUCACUAUCGCUUUCUAUAUAUCAAAGUCCAGCAAUCUUUCCUAGUUUACUUUUGCGAAGAUUUCAAUCAAGCGUUUUGUUCGUCAUAGCUGAUCUAAUGAUAACAUUAUUUGCUUUGGGUUUAGCUGUGGUUGAAAGCUGUUUCGAGGAAUCAACGGGAAUAGAAUCAUGGAUCGUAGCGAAAGCAAACGUUUGGCGAAAGGAUAUAGGGGAAAAAAAACCAUUUCGCUACCCAUAUGACCUUGGAAAGCUCGUAAAUUUUCAGCAGAUUUUUUUGUGGUCUGGUAAAGUCUUAGGAGAUGGAUACUACUGGCCUGUUGUGAAAGGCUGCACUCAGUAUGAUUUGACAUUGGAACAGAUCUAUCAGAAAAGGUUGAAGCAAAAAAUUCAGCGCACAUUCAAAAUUACCCAAAAUUAUGAUGGGAGUCGGUGUAUGUGUUUUCGUUAUGGAUGUCUAACUGCUAUACGUUCCCCAUGUUUUGAAGAACCCAGAAUAUCUGUACGUGUUGGUGAUGCUCUUAUGGUGACAAGAGGAACAAAAUACUGGAUUUAUGGGCAUUUGGUCCCUUCUGAAAGUUGUUCUGCUGAUUUUUCAGGUAAUUUGCUAGCAUUAAUAUACAGUUUUCAAUUCGUAAAUAUGCCUCUUUCUUUAGAAAUGCUGCCAGUUAGUUGCGUAAUAGAUUAGAUAAUAAUAACAUUGACACGUAAUUUUCCCUCAUUUGGUUCAUGGAACAGCACAUAAUCAAUAUAGUGAUUCUCCUUCGUCAUCUAUAAAUAUAGCUCUCGUUAACAUUAUCAUUGGUCGGUGGGCAUCUUUCUUGAUGCUUCUAGGUUGCUCCUAGGUCAAAGAAAAAGUUUAACUAUUAUUGUAAUACUUAUCACUUUUUUAAUUUACAUAGAGAAUUCUGAUCAGAAAUAUUAUUACUGCUUCAAACUUAACUCUGUUUGGUUAACAAUUGAAUGUUUUCUUACUUUCGGUUUCUUUUUACUUCUUUACAGAUUCUGUCAGAAUUCGUGGGUGGGUUCCUCGCGUUUGCGCUUUUGAGGUCGAUUUCAAACACAAAAACGAUAAGUUCUCGCUUAAGAAUGACUAGGCAGUCACAUUCCAUAGUUCAGAGGACGAUCAUUGUUCUAUUUUGUAGAUUACUACAGUGUUCGUACUAAUUGUCGUUACUUUACUCACUUUUGUAAUUUCUUUUCUUGUUCUGUUCUUCCAUCGUACUUUCCUAUUUACUUUCUCUUAUUUAAAAGAUUGAAUGGGAUGAAAUUAUCCGACUAACACGAACUGAACAUCUCAGUCUAAGAUUUGUUUAGAUGUACUGUUUAUUAUCAUUCUCACCACCAAUCUUAUAAAGUGACCCAGAUGUUAGUGGACAUGCAACAAACGUUACUAGAAGGAGAAUGUUGUGGUUAACUCACUCGCUGUCCUAAUGUAACUUGAAUUAGAUUCUGCUAGUCAUUUUUUGAAACAUUAUGCCCAAUUUCCGUGGUAUGUAAAUAACCAAAACUAAAGAUUCAUAUGUUUAGAGACGUACUUGUAUUUUAGUAGUUGGUGUUUGUUGAACACAAUCUUUUCAUAUAGAUUGAUAAUACAGUUACUUCAUUUUAGAUUGAUCAGUCUUCCUCUCUGAAAAUAACUGUUAUUGGGUCCCCUGGACUUCGUUUUUUCCGGCACUCGAGUCUGCAUAUCUAUUGGUCGAUCCGGUUUCUACGUGCUAUGCAGUAGUUUAGCUAAGGCAAUAGUGCAGUUAAAUUACAUUCCAAAUAGUGUUAUUUAGGAGGGGAGGAGUCUUCAUAAAUUGUCUUUGGCUAUGUCAUCAAUCUCAUAUUGUAUCACUAAGGCUGUCUACCAGUGAUUAACAGUCUACUAGCUUCGAGCUCCCAGAUUUUAUUUGUGACUAUCUUGUAUAGAAUUAGCGUCGUUCCAAAGCAUAUGAAUAAUAGCUCUGGAGACUAUAAUCAUCUAAGGAGUAGGAUAUUUUACCUUAGUAAAAAUACACUUGCUGGAUUUAUUCUUCCUUAUCUAUGAUUCUAAGUAUGUGACUUUCAGUAGGUUAAGCCAACCAAAGUUUGUGCAUCUAACCUCUCGUUUCAGGAAAGUGCAGAUUCUUUCCUUAAAAAUAAAAUUAAUUUUUCCCAAAACGUCACUAACAGUGACUUUGUCGUAAGUGAAUACGACUCCCUACACCGAGAGACAAUCAGUCCACGGAGGCUUAUAAUGAUUAGGAUGUGUCAAUUUUCUGAGGUCCUCUCUUAAACACAUAGUUCAUCCAUGAAUAAUGAUACUACGGUCUCAUGGCUUAGUUUAUUGAUUAAUCGCACCAAAUCGACACAACGUUAAGACAUCACAAAGACCCACUUCACUAAGUCUUGAUUCCUGAGUAGAAUUAUAUUAGAUGUGAGACAGUCAGUCACACACUGGGAUGAGAAUACGGUUAGGUAUCUUUCUUCAAAGGUCGAUAAGUUCUGCAGAUGCGAGUAAUGUCUCCAUUUGGGAUUUCAUAUUAAGCUUCAAUGUCAUCUGGCAUGUUGGGGCGCGGCACACUAAUGGGUUCAUGAGAGAUAUAAACCUCUGGACUUGAAAUUGGGACUGGUGGAUAUUGAACUAAAUGAGCGGUUUGUGGGAAGAUUAUAAUGUUUGAGCCAUUAGACUAGUUGGUAGUCUCCAUUGAAGAACGAUAAUAUCCUAUCUUUGGGCUACUCCUGUUCUUAUGUUUAUUGGCGAUAAUCUUUAAAAUGAGACGUAGCACGCCUUCAAGUGUUAAGGCUUCUCAAGUAGAUUUGAACAAAUAAAACAGUUGGAUUCGGAUAUUAUUAUAGUUGUAAGUAUUCAAAUUUAUGCGCUAGCUAAGAAUUUCCGAAGUGGUGCUAUUCAAGACAGGUAGAACUAGGUGGGUGCAGCUUGACGUAAUACGGUUGUGAUUAGUAAUAGGCGGGUAUAUAAAGGGGUCGCAGUUUUACACAUACCAUAGCUUAAGUGGGGACCUGGAUUACUGUUUUCUUACAAAGUACUUUACAUCGUGGGAGAAAGGAAACAGGUUUUUUUAAUCUUUUAUGUGGUUCUGCAAUAUUGAGAUCUAUUUGUUUUUAUACAUACGCUGGCAACAGAUACAAUCCAAUUAUCAAAUCCGAAUAAAGUCUCCAGAAUUCGAGGACCACAACUGUGGUUUUCUGUUAGGCAGGCAUAGCAGAGAAAAGGCAUAAGAAUUAUCUUGAUUAUCCAGAUAGACGAUUAGUGGUAAUUGUCCCAAUCAGACGAAGCGUGUAUAGUUAUUUGUGUUGUCUGUUGACCGAUACAAUAUCACCACAAGAACGGCAACCCAGAAAUCGCGCUUCAUCCAAGUACAAAAGUUUGGUCAGUUAGUACUAAUACGUACAUUUAGCACCAGUAAAUGCAGAAUAAAGAUGAUGAACGAGGUAAUUCUUUCCAGUUGCCAUUCGUUCUCAUAAUAUCUGCCCUCUAUUCAGUUAGAGCUUUUCUUGUGAGGCCUUUUGAUUAUUUCCGCGAAGAAUGUCAUAUCUACAUCCAGUGCCUUUUUCUAAUUUAUCAUUCAGUUCAAAGCCUGUUCGCUCUACCACAGUAGGCUGCUGCUGAGUAUCUUGCACAGACAUUUGUUUAUAAAUACCAGUACUUUUUGAGGAUGGUUUUAGUAGUUCUUCAAGUUUCAGCGUUGUACGUUAGGACUAUUUGGAAGAUUCUGAGUUUGAUGUUGAUCGACUUGUUUUAGUUCCAGAUAUUCUUGCUUGCUACGCCGAUCCUUGCCUUCAAAUCUUCAUCAGUCCUUGUUGUUUAUCAUUACUGAGCAGAGUCAAAUCAAUUCGAACCACUAGAUAAUCGGUAACUAAAAGUACCUUUUUAUUUUU
This is a messenger RNA of Schistosoma mattheei, 4273 nucleotides long. NCBI's taxonomy places the organism in Eukaryota, Metazoa, Platyhelminthes, Trematoda, Strigeidida, Schistosomatidae. The record is from the annotation of a GenBank genome assembly.